CCAGAACACCACUGCCACCCCAGCUGAGGUCCUCCCACGCACUGAGGCCUCCAGCAGGUCCUUCAUGGAGGGACUGGGGGUGAUUGAACAGCCACCCAUUGCCUGCAACAAAACUCUCCAAAGUGUUGGGAUGCCAGAGGGAGGUGAGAAUAACCCACCUGGGUAUGAGGCAGUGCUACUUAUAGAGGCCUCUCAAUGAGCCAUGUGCAUCACCCCAGCAACCCUCGACUCCCAACGGCCACAAUCCGUCCAAGCAACUGCCCCAGAACACCACUGCCACCCCAGCUGAGGUCCUCUUAUGCACUGAGGCCUCCAGCAGGUCCUUCAUGGAGGGACUGGGGGUGAUUGAACAGCCACCCAUUGCCUGCAACAAAACUCUCCAAAGUGUUGGGAUGCCAGAGGGAGGUGAGAAUAACCCACCUGGGUAUGAGGCAGUGCUACUUAUAGAGGCCCUCAAUGAGCCAUGUGCAUCACCCCAGCAACCCUCGACUCCCAACGGCCACAAUCCAUCCAAGCAACUGCCCCAGAACACCACUGCCACCCCAGCUGAGGUCCUCCCACGCACUGAGGCCUCCAGCAGGUCCUUCAUGGAGGGACUGGGGGUGAUUGAACAGCCACCCAUUGCCUGCAACAAAACUCUCCAAAGUGUUGGGAUGCCAGAGGGAGGUGAGAAUAACCCACCUGGGUAUGAGGCAGUGCUACUUAUAGAGGCCUCUCAAUGAGCCAUGUGUAUCAUCCCAGCAACCCUCGACUCCCAACGGCCACAAUCCGUCCAAGCAACUGCCCCAGAACACUACUGCCACCCCAGCUGAGGUCCUCUUAUGCACUGAGGC
Molecule: messenger RNA, 833 nt
Organism: Portunus trituberculatus (swimming crab)
Lineage: Eukaryota; Metazoa; Arthropoda; Malacostraca; Decapoda; Portunidae
Exons: 7
Coding region: 327-722 (131 amino acids)
Source: RefSeq, a predicted model, not a curated record